Messenger RNA from Lichtheimia ornata, 702 nucleotides. RefSeq lists its product as uncharacterized. The record is from RefSeq and is a predicted model, not a curated record. Lineage: Eukaryota; Fungi; Mucoromycota; Mucoromycetes; Mucorales; Lichtheimiaceae. Bases 1 to 702 code for a protein of 233 amino acids. The transcript is spliced from 5 exons.
AUGCGUUUCCCGGAUCACGCUCAUGUACGAUCAUCACUACGAAACCUCGACAGCUGGAUGAAAGUGUGUCUUUUUGGGCAAAACAUCUUUCAACAGAUCAAUGCAUACCACACAAUCUAUGCGACCUUGAAGGAAUUUAUAUAUGAGAGACGGCUUGCCAAUGUGAAAGAAGCGAUUCUACUUUUGGCUGCUAUCAUGAUGCUCACGGCACUUUUGAUUGAUCUCUUUGUUUUUACAUCGACUAAAGCUAGCGUGAUCCAAUCCUCUCGAUGGAACCCCGGUGUCGGAUUCUUGGUUACCGCUUUCAUUGUCGAGCUGAUUUCCAUCACUGGCUUGUUUCUUGAGAGCGACGAGUUAUUGCAACAAUGCCAGCACGACCUUACAAGCCAACAUGGCAACAUGCCUCCUGACAACUAUGUUCGCACCCUUUGUGAGCUUAAACGUGAAACCACCCACAUGUCGGGCACAUUUAGUUUCUUUUUGCAAACGCUCUUAAUCAUCGCUUACGCUAUCACAGCACGACUUUACAUGACAAAGCGUGCAGCUCAAUUUGAACAAGAUACAACCACCGAGCCCGCACCACCACCACCCAUAUCCUUGUACACUGUCUCUGUACCUCAAACAAGUGAUCAUCGACGUAGUUGUGAAUACCCAGCAGCACCACCUUAUAGACCUGUAGAUCCGCUCCAUCAUAAUGCAUGA